This is a messenger RNA of Oncorhynchus nerka (sockeye salmon), 3632 nucleotides long. RefSeq lists its product as uncharacterized. The record is from RefSeq and is a predicted model, not a curated record. Lineage: Eukaryota; Metazoa; Chordata; Actinopteri; Salmoniformes; Salmonidae.
CACGCGAUGGUUUUCCCGCCAGAAUGAGCAACAUGAAUGUGCCACGAAGAGUUGGCUAUUUCGAAUUUCUGAUGCUUUCUGAUAUUUUCGUUGGUAGCUUAGUCAUACAAGUGUAAAAUAUUGUUAGCCAGUCAAGCCAGAUAGUGUUCUUGCUUAUAGACUUGUGUAGCCUACCCAGUUCAGUUAUUUAGCUAGCUAGUCAAAGAAGAGGACAAGGUUACUAAAUAAAGGUGGCUAGCUAACGGCAGCUAGCUAGGUACAGAAUCCAGUUCCAUCCAAUAACGUAUCUGUGACACAACUGUUCUGCAGCAGGAUGAGUGGAACUGAAGGUGGAGAGCAGUCCCUGUUCUUUCUAAUUCUCCCUGACCUGAGGAAGCUGUGCUGUGUCACCCUGUCCUUGCAGUCUGAUGAUGGAGAAGUGAGAAACAAGCAGGUGAAAACAUGCAGGGAGCUGUUGUUAUUGUAUGCAGACAUCAUUGCCUCUCCGGUUUUGGGGUGCUUCUCGGAGAUCACAAUGGUGAUGGCGAUUCCCUUUUUUAAAAGAGGAAUAGUACAAGCUUAUGUACAACGACACAGUCUGCAGAUGGGCUCUCCUCAGAGGGUUCUCCCUGGUAUUCUGCAGACCUGUCUGUCCUACUCCUUGACCAGCAGGCUGGCUCCAAACUGGAACAAAGUCGGACAGUUCCUUAUUGCUGGGAGGGAUUUUCUGGCUGAUUCGGGGAAGCUCAACGCCAUUGUGAUCGAGCUGAGUGCCAAUGAAAGCCAGCUGUGUGUCAGUGUGGAGGCCAACACUGUCCGACUCCCUCCAAUCAGGUUGGCAGACUUUGACAUCCCUCCCAUGGUCCUGAGGAACUUCCAUAGCCAGCCAGAUGCUGUUAUCCAGACCUCCAUGUCCAGCAACUGGUGUUACAUUCUGCCAAGCAUGAAAAGGGGUCAGAUCGUCAGCAUCAGUCACCGGAUGCCCACCGAGAGCCCCUUCCAGUGCUACGCUGACAUCCAGAAUCACUGGAGCAGUUUGUAUGGCUACCAACUCCCCCAAAUUGAUGAGGAAGAAGUGAUUUAUUGCAAUGUAUACUUCAAACUGGUUGGAGAAAGGCUGUUCACAUACCCUCUGAGCUGUAUCCGGACUGACCCGGUGCAGCGCUGUCCCAGGGUGAACCUCCAGGGGGCGCUCAGCUCCUUCCUAUCCCACCUGAGGGAGAGCCUGCAGACUGUCUGUGGCUUCCCAGCCCGCAUGACCAGCAAGCCCUGCUACCACACCACCAGCCUGCUCAGCAUUGCCUCAGCACAGGUGGCUAGUGGCAAACCGGUGAACUUGACGACCAAGUCAGCUAGCAGGCCCGUGCUGAGUCAACUCCAUGCCUCAUGCCCCCUCAAGCCCUCAUUUGGGGGGGCACCAGGUGCCCAGACUUUCAGCCAGCCAGUGGGACAGAGUGGCAGCAGCAGCUAUCUCAGCACUGGGAGAACCCAGGGGGUCCAUCCCACUCCCACUCAGAGUUAUACCCCAGGGAGAGGCUUGCCCUCCUCCUCUCUCUAUCGCAGUGCUGCCCCUCCCCAACCCACCACACACCCCAAACACAGCCAGGCCCCACCGACUGGACCCAAGAUGGUACCCAUCUUCAAGAACAAGGCCCUCCCGCGCCAUGUCAAUGUCACCCAGCUUCUGGCUGAGAAGCAGCAGAAGAGAGCCGAGGAGCAACAGCAGACACCUGUGUCGGGACAGAAGAGGGCCUGCCCAGCCUUCUUCUCCUCUUCCUUUUCCUCCUCGUGUUCCCCUCUUUUGCAUUCCUCGUCUACCUCUUCCAAGUGCACAGAGGAAGCCCGCCGGCCCACUCCAGCGUCCAUGCCUCACUUGACCCCCUUUCCGCGGCCUGAAGGGGUUUCCCCACAUUCCUCCCAGGUGCACGUCAGUGAGAGAGCUUUCAGAGUGAGGGACGAGAUCGCCUCAGGUCCCCCUCAUCUUCUUCCAUCUGGUCUGCUAGGCAACAGAGGGGGGGACUGGUUUGAGUCAAAACCAAAGAAGCCAAAGUCUGCAGUGCAGGAUGUGGACGUGGAGAAACACGCGAGAAGUAACCAGCUGUCGAAGAUCAAUGUGACGACCCUGCAGGCCUGGCUGAAGAGCCGAGGAGUGGUGGUACGGUCCAAGGAAAGGAAAGAGGAGCUGGUGUCAAAGGUCAUGCGUUGCCUGAGUGAAUCUUGAGUAGUGAGGGUCACCUUCCAGACAGGCACAGAGAGGGUCAUUUUACACUAUUCAACAUCACAGAGAACGAGCUGGUUUUAAGGGUCAUUGAUAGUGAGCUUUGUAUUGCUAUCAGGUCUCUGUGUUAUCAUUCUUGAAUGAUAUGUACUGUACCUGUAUGGUGUUCUUGUUAUGAAGUUAAUACCCACUGGGCACAGAAGUCAAUUCAACUGAGGUAGUAAGAUGUUUCUGGCCUUGAGUUUGAGGAAAGAACAGAUCAUUUUAUGUAAUAUAUUUAUUGAAUGUAUUUGUUUAACAUAAAAAGAGUAAUAUAUCUCCUAUUUAUAUAGUUUUGUUUUAUAUAUUAGUAAUUUUUAUUAAUCCCCAUUUCUUGCUUUUCUUGUUCAAGAUGUAAUUUUCUGUAGUAUGUCUGAGCUUUAUUUCAGAAAAGAUCAAAGCAAAUGUCUGUUAGUACUUAUUCAAUAUUCAGAUCCUUUGAAAUUGUGCAUACACAUUGAUUGCCAUAAUAAAACAAAGAUAUUUUUAAUAUUAAAUAGAAAAGAUUCCCCAUGUAAAAUUAAUAUGGCCCCCUUACACUUUUUGCUCUCAGCAGAGUGAAUGUUCUGUGACCAGACCUGGAUUCCAAUACUAUUCGAAAAUCUUCAAAUCUUUUUUUUUUUCUUUUUUUGUGGGAGCGUUUGCUUCAACCUACAGGAGUGCCAGGUGGCCGGCGUUUGCACUUUGGGGACUUUUCUAUUAGCUCCACUGCAAAAGUCAAACAGAUAAAGUAUUUGAAAUGAUUUCAAAUCGAAUUUGAACCCAGGUCUACCUCUGACCUUAUUGAUUGAAGUGUGCUAUGUUUACUGAGCCAGCCAGUCAACUCACAAAUUCUCUUCAAUGCCUCUCUCUAGCCAGGUUUCCAUCCAACCUUUAAAUGCAAGUAAAGUACAUGUCAGAUAAAAACAUGUAAUGACAAGCCUGAUGAAAACAGCUAAUUUGUCGCUAAACUUUCCAAAUGUCGACAAACCAAAAUACGCUAGACAAGGUGGGAUAUUUAAAUUGUGUGAGAAAUGGUGGUGGAAGCGCCUUUAUGCACAAAUAUUGAUAUAAUAAUUAUAUCAAAGUAAACUUGGAGUCACGCAAUGAUAUGUUUUGUGGUCCUCCAACUAUGACUCUGGAAAGCAUGCAGUUUAUUAGGCUACAGAUGAAAUAAGUUAUGAUGAACUUCACAGGGUGGUGAAAGUGCAAGGUAAUGAGCUUGAUACUCCUUUUCAAUAAAUAUUGAGGGUUUUAUUCUGGUGACUGAUGCUUGGCUGCCAUUUGACAAAUAAAAAUAAUCUUGCUCUUUCGUCCAUAAUCAUUUCAUCAUGUAGGCUAUACCUGCACUGUAUCUGCGAGCUGUUGUCUAGAGCGCAUGUGCCAAGACCAGAGUGGGCACAUUAGCUAUAUAAUU